AUGCCUGCACCGCCCCCGCUCAGCGCAGUCGCAGCAAGGAGGGCAGCUCGAGAGGCACAGGCGGCCAAGCAGGAGCACGCGCAGCCAUUGCAGGUGAACCGGGAGGAGCUGGGAAGCGGGGCGGAGCGGCAGGACGCAGUGGACGAGGACGAGGGAAUGGCUUCGGAUGCCUCGAGCGAGUCGUCAACGUCCAAGGCAGACGUCGUGCGCAUGCUCGCAGACGAGAAGCGCACACAGAACGGCAGGAAGGGCAAGGGAAAGGCCGCGACGAGGUACUUUGCCGCCGAGCCAUCGAGGAGCGAGGACGAGCAGGACGGCGACGAGGCCAUGGCGGUCGACGCGGGCGACCUGUCUCCUCCAAAGGGUCUCGAGGAGGUUGAUGUUGCGCCAGCGGCGAGCGCGAGUGGGUACUCGACGCCGAACCGGAAUCGCAGACGGAGGGAGCGGACCGCCUUUGUCGACCCUUACUGCGUCUCAUCCUUCGCGCUCGACGAGGGAGUCAACGCUUUCCGGGUUCGAGUUGCGGGCGAAGAUGGCGCGGAGCGGAAUGCGGUCGUCUACGCUCUCAAGGCGGACGAGACCCUCGUCAUUCGCGGCGUCUGCACCCUCACACCCGUACACGGCUCCAUCUCCCUCCUCGGCUCGACACUCUCCGCUCCACCUCCUUCCUCCUACUCCACCGCCUUUCCACUCCCGUCCACUCCUCAGCGUCCACUCUUCGCUCCCUCAUCCCAUCCCAUCCCAUCCAUCCGCGCGCUCCCGCCCCCUUCUCCGGUAUCUACAAACGCCACCCUCCUCCUCCCCUCCGGACAAGAACUCUCCCUCGCCCCCUUCGUCGCGGUCGUACUAGUCGCCGACUUGCAGACGGGCGUAGAGGGGAUCGAGAGGGUGUUUAGUGCGGCGGGGAUGGGGUGUGGAGUUGGGUUGUUUGGGAGGCGCGGGGAGGGGGAGAGGCGGGAGGAAGUGGAGGGUGGGAAGACUUGGGCUUUGGUCCGCGAGCCCUCGCCCUCCCUCGCAGGCCUCCGCGAAGUCGAAGCCUGGACAUCCGCCUUUUCCUCCACCCUUCCGCCUUCUCCUCGGCUACCUUUGGCCUCGAACGGCGUCGCAACGUCGGAUCGGCUUGUGGCGAUUGUGGAGGGACCGAAGAGGGUCGGCAAGAGCACGUUUGCGAAGAUGCUGGUGAAUCAGCUGCUUGAGCGGUACGAGAAGGUCGCGUAUCUCGACACGGAUCUUGGACAGCCCGAGUUCACGCCGCCCGGCUUUGUCUCCUUGAACGUUCUGAGCGACCCCAUACUCGGUCCCGCCUUCACGCACCUCUCCCUGCCUCUCUCCUCUCAGUACCUCGGCUCAGCCUCUCCCGCCUCCGACCCAAGCGGCUAUCUCGCCGCUAUCAGCGCCCUCUUGUCGACCUACGCACUCGAAGUCGAGUACCCGUCGGUUGACGAGGCGCCUUCAUCACGUCGGCAUAGGCGAGGUCAGCCCGCUGACGACUCGACUCGCUCCUCCUCGUUGGGGAGGUACUGCGAGCGCGUGCCGCUGGUCAUCAACACGCAAGGCUGGGUCAAGGGUCUUGGCGCGGAUUUGCUCGCCAAGCUUAAGGCGGAGAGCCAGCCGUCGCACAUCUUCUCCUUCGUCGAUGUGGUCGAGAACGGUUCUUCCGCGUUCGACGGUGCAGAGCUCGCACAACCAGCGUACAGCAUCAUGCCCCCAUCCGCCGACGCACCCUACUUCCUCGCUUCCCUCCCGCCUGCGCCGCCGUCUCCCCUCGAGUCGAAAUGGUCGGCCGUCGACCUUCGUACCCUUUCGCUCGUCUCGUACUUCCACUCGCUGCGGUCGGGGAAGUUGCCAGCGUGGGACUUUUCAACUCCUCUGAUCGGCGUGGCGCCGUACGAGUUCGACUGGCGGGCGGAGCAAGGGCAAGUUGCGCAGGUGCACAUCGUCGAGGGUGCAGACGUCGCGUACGAGCACGUCCUGCACGCCUUGAAUGGCUCGGUCGUCGCGCUCGUGCAGGAGACGAGUCCCGCACCUUCCGCCGCCUCGCAUCCGUUCCCCUACGACCCGUCCGCACCGCUUCCUUCCCCUUCCACCUCUCGUGCGCUCGGCCUCGCCGUCAUACACUCCAUCUCACCCGCCACCUCAACCCUCCACCUCCUCACUCCCGUGCCCGCAUCCGUCCUCGCCUCCUCCGCGCCUCUCUCGCUCAUCAAAGGCCCACUCGACCUCCCGAUCCCGCUCAUGCUCGAUUUCACCGCGAGUCCGGCCGAGGCAGAGCAGGGCAUUGCGGGCGUCGAGUGGGCUGAGGUGCCUUACUUGAGUGUGGAUGCGGCGGAGGGAGCGGGGAGGAGGCGGGUGAGGCGGAAUUUGAUGCGGAGGGGUCAGGCGUGA
Molecule: messenger RNA, 2385 nt
Organism: Rhodotorula toruloides NP11
Lineage: Eukaryota; Fungi; Basidiomycota; Microbotryomycetes; Sporidiobolales; Sporidiobolaceae
Product: AAA family ATPase Grc3
Exons: 6
Coding region: 1-2385 (794 amino acids)
Biological process (GO): cleavage in ITS2 between 5.8S rRNA and LSU-rRNA of tricistronic rRNA transcript (SSU-rRNA, 5.8S rRNA, LSU-rRNA)
Cellular component (GO): nucleus
Molecular function (GO): polynucleotide 5'-hydroxyl-kinase activity
Source: RefSeq, a predicted model, not a curated record